GCAGCUUACUAUAUACAUGAUAUAUAACGAAUGCACAAGGUAUGUUUUAUUGUGGGCCGAGACCAUGAAGAGAACUAAAUCGAUAAAGUACUGGUCAGUAUUCGAUAAAUUAAAUCCUAUUCAAACAAUUCAUUGAUAAAGUACUUAGUGUGAACGUACAUAGCUAUGUAAAGUAAGUGAAGUAUUCAAAGCACACAACACAGGACGUUGAUUUGCUCACUACGAGAGAGCUGUUCCAAUAUCACUGAUUAGUUGAUGCAUAUGGAUAUUACAUUAUUCCGUGCCAUUAAUGCCUUUGUAUGUUGUAUGGGAUCUUCACAGGUAACCCAGCCAGGUGUAACUCCAGGACUAUUCCGAGCAAAUGGUGUAUUUUCAGAAACGUUAGUCCUGUCCUGACCUGCUAGCUUCGAUGAAAUCGGGCGUCGACUAACGGAUGAUCAAGAUGUCACCAUGUCCCUCCAUCAGUCGCAGGCAAUUGUUGUUUACUCUCUCUGCCUGCUCCAUAUUGGUAAUUACUCUUCAAUUGAUAUCAACUAAAACUAUGAUCUUCCAACCCAAAGUUACCGUCCAGUUAUCGUCCACCACAGAUGCAUGCGCGACGUGUAUAACUUCAUACAACCGACCUGAAACAUGUGAUAAUUGUUUCGCCCACAACUUUAACUACACGAUUAAUAACAGAAAUCUAUGCAAAAGUAUACCUGGCUCGCCUAGGGUAGAAAUACUUGUCUUGGUCACAUCAUCGGCUCAUGAAAAAGACAGGAGAGAUGCAAUACGAAAUACAUGGGGUGUAGUUGCAUCACCUUCAAGUAGUUUACGACUAGCUUUUUUACUAGGAAAACAUUCCAACGAUACUGUCAAUGCUUUACUUAGAGAAGAGAAUAAACUCCACUAUGAUCUCAUACAAGAGGAUUUUGAAGAUAGCUACAUGAACUUAACUCUGAAAUCCGUCAUGGCCCUUAAAUGGGCUGUGAACUUUUGCAAAAAUACCGAUUACAUUAUGAAAACCGACAGUGAUAUGUUUAUCAACCUUGACAAUCUGAAGGACAUCUUGAAAGAAAAUCCUCUAGGGAAUGAAAUUGGUGGCUUUGCAAAGCCACCCGAAAGUCCCAUAAGAGACCCACAUUCAAAAUGGUAUACACCAGAAUCCUUUUAUCCUAACUCAACAUUCCCAUGGACAUUUUCAGGAACAGGAUAUGUCAUGAAAUAUGAAGUAGCAAAAGAUGUACUCGCCAUGAGUAAAAACACUCCAUUUUUUCAUCUUGAGGAUAUCUACAUAGCAUUUAACAUACACAAACUUGGUUAUGGAGUUAAAUUUCUAGAUGGGUUUAGCACUGAUAGGACUUUCCUAGACCCAACAUACUACUGUGCCUGCGUUACCUCAAGCCACCAACUGCUGCCUAGAGACCUAUAUCAAAUCUGGAAAGAAAUGGAUGAUAUGAAAUGCUCCGUCGUUCGCAAAAGUUUGAGAUUUGGCAAUCAAUGUCGCAAUCUUCACAUUAAGCAUACAAUGUGGGUCAUUCUAAAGUAUGGACUCAUAGGAAUUUUAGUAAUUAAUAUACCUUUAUAUGUCUUAUUGACAUAUCUAGGGAGACAAGGAAAAUUUAUUAAUUCUUAUCAUAAGACAUUGUACUCUUUGAGUCAAUUUCGAGAUACAAGUAGUCCACCGAAAGAUUUCAAUGAAUUUAUGGAAAAGAUGAGUGGAAGUACACAUCUCAAUCAAAAAUGAAUUGUGGUUUUUAGCUGUGAUAUGGAUUAGGUGAAUAAAUUUAUUGAAAAAUUAGUGGAAGUACACAUCUCAAUCAAGAAUGAGUUGUGAUUUUAAGCUGUGAUAUGGAUUAGAUGAAAUUAAUUUAUGGAAAAAAUUAGUAAAUGUACACUUUUCAAUCAUUAAUGAAUUGUGAUUUUUAGCUGUGAUAAGGAUUAGAUGAACAAUUUAUGGAAAAAUUAGCGGAAGUACACAUGUCAAUCAAAAAUGAAAUUUAGUGAUUUUUAGUUUAGGUGCAAUAGGUGAAUGUUCCUUCAAAUCAGUAAAUGAAAUGAAGUUGCAACGCCAGAUGCAAGGAAGAUUGACUGAGUCAUGACGGGAUUACAAAAAUUCAAAAUCAAACAGUCGCCAUUUUUCAUCACUUCAGGAUUUGAAUCACGAGUUUUGGUCUUUCCAAACAAAUAAUUCAAAAAAACACAAGAAAUGAUCAAGAUAGUUCCUUUUGGAUCGCUGAUCAUGAAUUUAUAGUCAGUUAUAAAGUCAGAAGACUAUCGUCGAGGAAUAUAAUCAAGGACGCUAUAUCUUGAGAUCGUUAUUAAAUGGAAUAAGGUAUGAACGAGAAAACGUCCUAUACAUUCUAAGAAACAAUUUUUCUACUAGUGUUCAUUACAGGUAUACUAGAAGUAGUAUAAGUGUAUAGAUUUGUACUUUACUUCGAAGAGAUACUGUAGAACCAGUGCCCCUUUUAUACAGUUCCGUGUGAUACUUUUGUAAAUUAUUUUUAUUUUACAAGUUAUCAACACACCAAAAAUUAUGGGGACUAAUGUUAGAUAAACGAAGAUAUAUUUUAUGCCCAGGGUGCCAUAUGUUGCCACAUUUAUAUAUUUAUAAAAUCAAUGUUUAUAUGUUCACUCUACUAUACCUUGCAUUUAGUGUUCAUGAGCAACCCAUUUGGCUUAUUAGUAAUGAUUAUGUAUUUGUUUUUAUUUGUCUGUUCCUUAUAAAUGGUUUAUCGGUUGAAGAAUAGAUGUUACUAAGGCACUUUCAAAAAUAUACUAAACAAUUCAAUUGGACAAACAAAGUAUCUUAUGCAUUUCUAGG
Owenia fusiformis is the source of this 2806-nucleotide messenger RNA. The record is from the annotation of a GenBank genome assembly. Lineage: Eukaryota; Metazoa; Annelida; Polychaeta; Sabellida; Oweniidae.